AUGGGCCAACUUUUUUCGUCAAACAAACAACAGGGCUGUACUUUUUGCAGCAUCGUGGAAAAUGACUCGAAGAAAAUAAUUGCUCGAACUGAAACUGUGGUAGUGUUCAGAGAUCGAUCCCCUGCCUCAGCUCAUCAUUUGCUGGCGUGUCCUGUUGAGCACAUUAAGACUGUGAAGAAUCUUAAAUCGGCUCAUGCUUCAUUAGUAGAUGAAAUUUGGAAAGAGGGACUGAAAGCAUUGACAAGUGAGACUGGCUUCUCAGAAGACAGACUGGGUGACGAUGUCUUAGUUGGUUUCCACUACCCACCCCUCAUCUCAGUCGAUCACCUUCAUUUACACCUCAUCUACCCGAAGGCCGACGUGCCACUCCGCUCAAAGUUCAAAUACAGACACGACAGCUUCUUUUUCAGACAUCCUCAACAAAUCCUUAAAAACUUAAAAAGUCGGAUUUGUGAUUAA
Symsagittifera roscoffensis is the source of this 459-nucleotide messenger RNA. Its product is annotated as adenosine 5'-monophosphoramidase HINT3-like. Bases 1 to 459 code for a protein of 152 amino acids. Lineage: Eukaryota; Metazoa; Xenacoelomorpha; Acoela; Convolutidae. The record is from RefSeq and is a predicted model, not a curated record. Gene Ontology annotation, molecular function: catalytic activity. The transcript has 2 exons.